CUAGGAACACAAAGCUGGGUCACAUGACCAGAAAAUGGUGGAGGCUCUCGUCAGCAGAUGAGCUGAGCAUCCCUGACUCUGAGAGAUACAGGCACACAUCUAUGAUCUUAAAUCCAGGUCAGGAGAGAGAACUGCAUCUCAGCCGUGGUGUUCCCCUUCUGGCAAUGUGUGGAUGGCCCAGCCUCCUGAACGCAAGAUGAGUUUUGAGGGGGCAGACAGUAGACCAGUCCCACCCACCUCCCUGCCACUACAGGGCCAAGAGGGCGGUGGCACACAGAGAAAAAAACUGUCAGCUCCUCUUAUUAGCCUGUCAUUGGACCAAAGUGAAGAUGACCUGUUCGACACACCAGAUGACCUCGACAUCAAUGUGGAUGAUCUGGACACACCUGAUGAGGCAGAUUACACUGACCAUGAAAUAGACUGGGAAGAGCCUAAAGCAUCCCAGAGAGAUUCUGUCAAAGAAACAAUCACACAUGCAGAGCCAAUUCCUACAUACACCGCUGAGCAAGAGAGGCAGGAUUCCAAACUCUGGAGAACCGUCAUCAUUGGAGAGCAGGAACAUCGCAUCAACAUGAAGUGCAUUGAACCUUACCAAAAAGUCAUCUCCCAUGGAGGCUACUAUGGCAAUGGUGCCAAUGCUAUCAUUGUAUUUGCUGCAUGUUUCCUGCCUGACAGUGACAGAGAGGACUACCACGAGAUUAUGGAAAAUCUCUUUCUUUUUGCAAUCAGUACACUGGAGCUCAUGGUAGCAGAGGACUACAUGAUCGUCUAUCUGAAUGGAGCCACUCCACACCGCAGGAUGCCAGGCCUCAACUGGCUCAAGAGAUGCUACCAGAUGAUUGAUAGGAGGCUGAGAAAGAACUUGAAAUCUUUCAUCAUUGUUCAUCCAUCAUGGUUCAUCAGGACAAUUCUAGCAAUCACUAAACCGUUUAUCAGCUCAAAGUUCAGCAGUAAGAUCAGGUAUGUGAACAGCUUAGCAGAACUAGAAGAACUCAUCCCAAUGGAGUACGUCGACAUACCUGAAUGCAUCAUCAGAUGGAACAGAUAAUGAAGGAAAACAGCUGCAAAUGUCCAGCAUGCAUGGGAACACCUUUAACUAAAGGCUUAUUUUCUUACUGUAAAUGCUUGAAAGUAGUUUAUUAGACAAAAAUAAAUUGCCUUCUGUGUGUAUGAUUUUUUUAACAAAACAUUUAAAUGUAUUUGUUUGUUAGAUGUGGGAAAGAAUACAAUUUAACAGAGAAUGGUCUGGGUAUCUCAGCGAAUAUUGACGCUGACUACCACCCCUGGAGUCGCGAGUUCGAAUCCAGGGUGUGCUGAGUGACUCCAGCCAGGUCUCCUAAGCAACCAAAUUGGCCCGGUUGCUUGUGAGGGUAGAGUCACAUGAGGUAACCUCCUCGUGGUCACGAUUAGUGGUUCUUGCUCUCAGUGGGGUGCCUGGUAAGAUGUGCAUGGAUCACGGAGGAUAGCAUGAGCCAUGAGGCUCCACAUGCUGGGAGUCUCCGUGGUGUCAUGCACAACGAGCCACAUAAGAUGCGUGGAUUGUCCUCCGCCACCCGGAUUGAGGAGAGUAACCGCGCCACCACGAGGACCUACUUAGUAGUGGGAAUUGGGCAUUCCAAAUUGGGAGAAAAAGGGGAUGAAAGAAAGAAGCUAAUAUAUAAUUUAGUUUUUAUUUGUUUAACAUUUUGUGGUCACUACAUAAUUCACAUACUUUUGAGUUAUUUCUUAGUUUCAGUCACUUUACUUUUAUUGUAAAAUGUGAAAAGAGCAGUUAUAAUAAAGAAAGUGUAGGUGUGUCUAAACUUUUGACUGGUAACAAAUAACUGACUGAUACAUAUAAAUGUGUUGCAAUGCAUCUUUGCCAUUAGUAUAUACAGAAUGAGAGUAAACAGGGAAGCCAUCAAGACACUGAUCAUUUGUGCAUGUAAAAAGCCUGUUCAGAGAGAGACAGUCGCUGACAGCUUUAGCUGUUGAAGAGGUGUUGGGUGUAUUUGUGAGAAUCUGUUCAGGAGUUGUGACUGUAUAAUUUAAAACCUGUGAAUACAUGUUUCCAUAGGAACAGACAUUUAAAAAGCUGGGCUAAAGGGCACCGUUAUUUGCAUAUGCACAUACAUACAAAGGACUCUGUCCUUUACCAGGGAUUCUCAGCUAUUUUUGUCUGUUGAACCCUGAACCCUUUACAGUAUAAUAUAAUUUUUUUUAUACAAUUUCCCACUUCAUACUUCUCUCCAGGUUUCCAUCCAUUUGUAUAUAUCUCACACUGUUAUUUUCUGGUCUGAAUCAAAUCUGAAUGACAGACAGUACAUUAUAUUCAUAGGUCAACAUAGAUCCUCAUGUGCCCCCUUUUCACAAGGUGCCCCGCAAGGCUCUGUCCUUGGUCCUCUUCACUUCUUCAUUUAUCUGGUCUAUAAUUCGUCUUCUUGGUCUUCACUAUCACUGAUGAUACACAGAUUUAUCUAAGCAUGUAUUAGAAGCAAGUACCACCGAUAUUAAGUAGUGGGUAAACUAAAAGUUUCUCAAACUAAUCCCUUCCAGGAUAGAAAUCAUGCUUAUUGGAUCUCAAACUGUAAUUUCCCAUUACUCAGAUUUAUCAAUCGACACUGAUGGAGUUAAAAAUGUCUAUGACCUUGACAUUACAUUCGACCCCUUCCUCAACUUUGAAGACCACAUCAGCUCCAUGGCUAUAACUUUCUGCCAUCUCCAUAACAUAGCUAGCCUCUGCUAUAUCCUUAAUCACCUUCAUCACUUCAAGCCUUGAUUACUUCUCAUCGGGCGUCCUUCUAAAACUAUUUCCAGACUUCAAUACAUUCAAAGCGCAGCAGCCAGAGUCCUCACUAUUAUAUGUGGUCACACAAGAAUUAUAAAAUAAGUAUAUUACGCAUCAAUUACACACCUAAUGCAUGGCUUUGCUCUUCAUUUUGUUGCAUUUGUUCUAACAAGCUUUGCCAGUAAGUGAAAAAUUGGAAAUUGCAAAACUGGUCCAUUCUUUCUUAAGUAAAUUGAAGGCACAUCAAAUCAUAUUUACCAUCUCUGAUCUUAUAAGUACUGUAUGAACUUUACAGAAGGACUUCAAUGCACCAUCAGGACUACUCUGUUCCGAUGUAGUUUCAAAUUCUGACUUCCUAGUAUCCUUAUGUUUAGGGGUAGGUGUAGGAAUGGGCUUUAUGGGUAGGGACCAAUAAGGUUAGGGUUUGGGGAAGGUGUAGGGGUUGGCUUUAGGGAUAAGGGCCAAUCAAUUAGCAGGGAGUCAGAAUCUGGUGGGGAGUCAGAUUUCGACACAACAUCGACUUUCUACCAUAGGUGGAAGAUCUUUUGCUUUCAUGGCUUGCAUAUACUGGAACUUACUCCCACAGACCCUCAGUGACAUCACCUCUAUCACUGCCCUCAAAACUCACACAGUAUUACUCCUGUAAAUGUUCAUUUUGUCUUCCUGUUGUCUCUCUGUUCAUAAUGCUAAGUUUGUCAUGCAUUGAUACUAUUCUUUCAUUUUGUAUUGCCAGUUGUUUAACUCAGUGUGCUCAUUUACUCUACUGUUGUUUUCUUUUUUCAUGUCACUAUGUCUGUUAUAUACAGCUUUGUUUUACCCUUAUGUUUUAUUUCUGCCAUCAUUUUUGAUUGUUAAGUGUCCUUAAGCCUUGGAAUGGAGUUAUAGAAAUUAAUAUAAAAUAUGAUUAUUAUGAUUAUUAUUAUAAUUUAAUAAUUUUUGCC
Molecule: messenger RNA, 3708 nt
Organism: Xyrauchen texanus (razorback sucker)
Lineage: Eukaryota; Metazoa; Chordata; Actinopteri; Cypriniformes; Catostomidae
Product: protein prune homolog 2-like
Exons: 10
Coding region: 173-1048 (291 amino acids)
Biological process (GO): apoptotic process
Cellular component (GO): cytoplasm
Source: RefSeq, a predicted model, not a curated record